AUGAAGGUUUGUCUCGCAGCUGCUCUUGCUGCCGCCUUCACCGCGACAGCGAUGUCACAGGACUCUCCGGCUGAGCUCCUUCGCGAGCUGCAGGCCCAAAAAGCGUUGCUGGAGGAGCAGCGAAAGGAGCUGAAGCAGAUGACCGAAACCCAGGAGAGUAUGGCUGGCGCCAUGGAUUCGGCGUGGCUGGUCCUUUGUGGAGCGUUGGUUAUGUUCAUGCAUGCAGGGUUUGCAAUGUUGGAAACCGGCUGCUGCCGCGCAAAGAAUGCCUCGAACGUUUUGAUGAAAAAUUUAGUCAAUGUGAGCGUUGGCACAUUGGGUUGGUGGAUGUUUGGCUGGGCCCUUGCCUAUGGCUCUCAAGCCGGAUCUUUCAUUGGCACGGAUGGCUUCUUCGGCCUGG
Messenger RNA from Symbiodinium necroappetens, 400 nucleotides. The record is from the annotation of a GenBank genome assembly. Lineage: Eukaryota; Dinophyceae; Suessiales; Symbiodiniaceae.